UUUUUAUAGGAGUACGUUUUUUGUUCUUUGGUUUGGUUUGUUUUUUCUACUCUCUCUUUGGUCUCAAAUUUUUGUUUCUAGAAAAUUUCAUGACCCCUCAAGCUUUUCCACACCCAUUUUCUCCCUCCCACCUCAUCAUCCAUCACAAUCUCAUUCUAAAGACAUAAAUCACAAUAAUGUACAAAGCAUAUCAUCAACCAGAAACAUGUAUGGCUUUUUUCCUUUUCUCAGGCAUUAACAUUAAAUAACCAUACACACACACACACACACAUGAAAAUCAAUCUGACAAGACCAUUCAUCUUAAGGUGCUUCCUCAUCUCCCUCUUCCUCUCCCUCCCUUUCCUCUUUCUCCACUUGUUCUCGCCUCGACAACAACCCCAUCAAUCACACACCAACAAAGAUCUCACGAUUCGACCCGGUUACACCUCCUAUGAGGCCUACAUUCAACGCCAGCUCAACAAGACCCUCAACCCGAGGCUCCGAAAAGUAUGGACAACCCGCGACUGGAAUAGGAAGAUCCCGGUUUUCGCGCGGUUCUUCGAGGAACUCAAAGAAAAGAAUCUUCUAAAAAACGCGUCCAAGGCAUUGUGCAUCGGUGCACGCGUGGGGCAAGAGGUGGAAGCUCUGCGGCGGAUAGGGGUGGUUGAUUCAGUGGGAAUCGACUUGGUCCCGUACCCGCCGCUGGUGGUUAAAGGUGACUUUCACCACCAACCAUUUCCCAAUGACAUGUUUGAUUUUGAGUUCUCCAAUGUGUUCGAUCAUGCGUUGUACCCGCAACAGUUCGUGGCUGAGAUUGAACGCACGUUGAAGCCCAACGGGGUGUGCGUGUUGCACGUGGCUCUGUCGCGCCGUGCUGAUAAGUACUCCGCUAAUGACCUCUACAGCGUCCAACCCCUCAUUGAGCUUUUUAAUAACUCUAUUUUGGUUCAUGUUCGAACCGUCGAUGGUUUUGGAUUGGACACUGAGGUCGCAUUUCGAAAGAAACAAACCAGAAACCGCAAAUGACUCAUCAUAUAUCUAAUUAGUUUUUCUCUCUUUACUUUUACUUUUUUUUUUCAUUUUUAAAUAGUGACUUUUCUCUAUUUCUUUUUUUUCGCAGUAAAUUUGAAUGGAAAUUUUGUAUAUAUAAAUACAGUUUGUACAUUGUUUUGUUCUCUGAAGAAGUCCAUAAAUGGUGGAUGAUGAAUA
Lotus japonicus is the source of this 1188-nucleotide messenger RNA. RefSeq lists its product as uncharacterized. The record is from RefSeq and is a predicted model, not a curated record. NCBI's taxonomy places the organism in Eukaryota, Viridiplantae, Streptophyta, Magnoliopsida, Fabales, Fabaceae. The coding region runs from base 271 to 1005 and encodes 244 amino acids. The transcript has a single exon. Gene Ontology annotation, molecular function: S-adenosylmethionine-dependent methyltransferase activity.